AUGGACAGCCUCGAGGACUUUGAGAAGUCGAUUGCGGCUGAAAAGGCGGAGCGAGAGCGUGCCGCUCAGGCCAAAGAGGAACGACGCGACCGGAAGUCCAAGCACCACCGCCAUGAAAGGCCCAGAGACGGCGGCGACAGAGACCGCGAACGCCACGGGAACCAUCGGUCCCGCGACUAUGAGCCCGGUGACGAUGACGGCCAUCGCCACAAGCGGUCUCGGCGCACGCGCGACGGCGAAGAGGGCGAGUCUGGCCAUCGCCAUAGGCACAGACACCGGUCCAGAGAAGGCUCGAGGGACCGCGAUCGCACUAAGGAGGUCAAAGAUUUGAAGCAGUCUGAUCCCAAAGAAGACUUGCCCUUGCCGGACGAAGAGAGGACCCCGACAGACGACCCGCGCCUCGCCGCGCCUCUCGUCCGAGACUCGUGGAUGUCUGCCCCGUCAGCCCUCGACGUCGACUACGUGCAAAGGGGUGCGAAGAAAAAGAACCCGCCGCCCCAAAAGGAAGAGCCCAAACGUCAACUGCACAAGCGUGAGCUUAAUACUGGGCUCGCCGAGCUAGACGGGCGGACAUCGGUUGAGGACUUGGACAGUUCCGCCAAGCAGCAGGUCUCUUACAAGUUCGGCGACGAAGGCUCUCAAUGGAGGAUGACAAAACUGAAGGCGGUCUACACAGCUGCGGAGCAGACAAAUCGCCCAGUCGACGUAGUUGCUAUUGAAAGAUUUGGCAGCUUGGAAGAAUUUGACGAGGCUAGGGAAGAGAAGAUUGAAGUGGACAGGAGGCGUGUGUAUGGGGAAGGAUAUGUCGGCAAGGAAAAGCCCGCGGGCGACCUCUACGAAGAGCGGAUCGCGAAUGUCCGUCUUCAGGAGCACAAGGAAAAUUCUCGUCGGCAUGAUUCUCCGCCUCCUCAACAAGGCAUAGUCGUGGAGGACAUGGUUCGCCCAGCGGCGCCUCUGGAUCAGUCGGCUCUCAACCGCAUGCGCGCGCAGCUCAUGAAAGCGAAACUGCGGAACGCCCCUGACAUCGCAAAGCUCGAAAAGGAGUACAAUGCGGCCCACGCCGCAUUUAGCUCGGGCGCUGCAGCCACUAAUGCGAUCGUCCUUGACGCUUCUAACAGCCGUCUGUUGGCUGGUUCCCGCGGCGAGGUGAAGGCCAUCAUCAACAAGCGCGGUCUCGAAAGGGGCAAUGUUGAAGAAAACGAAGACAUGAGCAUCGACGACAUGGUACGCGAGGAACGUCGCACACGGGGCCAAGCUGGUGGCGAGGGCAUGCGCCUGGCCGAGCGGAUAGCCAAGGACGGAAAGUUCGACAACGACCUGGAAUACAUGGACGAGAACGCCGAGAAGCUGGCCAAGCGCGUCCACAAGAACGAGGCGAGCCUCAAGAACGUCGCUGUUUCCGAGUACAAGAAGCUGAACCGCAUUCUCGACACCUGCCCCCUCUGCCACCACGAGGAUCGCCCCCCACCCCAGGACCUCCCCGCUGCGCCCAUAAUUUCCCUAGCGACGAGAGUCUACCUCACCCUUCCCACGGCGCCCGAGCUCACCGGUGCGGAGGGUGGCGCCAUCAUCGUGCCCAUCAGCCACCGGACCAACCUGCUGGAAUGCGACGACGACGAGUGGGAAGAGAUCCGCAACUUCAUGAAGAGCCUCACGCGGCUGUACCAUGACCAAGGCCGCGACGUGAUCUUCUACGAGAACGCGGCGGCUCCGCAGCGGCGGCUGCACGCGGCGCUGGUGGUGGUGCCGAUCCCGUACGAGCUCGGCGAGACGGCGCCGGCCUUCUUCCGCGAGGCCAUGCUGUCGGCCGACGAGGAGUGGUCGCAGCACAAAAAGAUCAUCGACACGGGCAAGCGCGCGCGCCAGGACGGGCUCGGCAAGAUGGCCUUCCGCCGUAGCAUCGCUAAGGAGAUGCCCUACUUCCACGCCUGGUUCACCAUCGACGGCGGCCUCGGCCACAUCGUCGAGGACGCCGAGCGCUGGCCCAGGGGCGACCUCUUCGCGCGCGAGAUCAUCGGCGGUAUGCUCGACUGCGAGCCCGACGUCAUCAAGCGCCAGGGCAGGUGGACCAGGAGCGACGACAGGAUGGACGGGUUCAGGAAGCGCUGGCGCAAGUUUGAUUGGACCAGAGUCCUUACCGAAGGUGCGGAGUGA
Messenger RNA from Lasiosphaeria miniovina, 2154 nucleotides. RefSeq names its product CwfJ C-terminus 1-domain-containing protein-like protein. NCBI's taxonomy places the organism in Eukaryota, Fungi, Ascomycota, Sordariomycetes, Sordariales, Lasiosphaeriaceae. The transcript has a single exon. Gene Ontology annotation, cellular component: post-mRNA release spliceosomal complex. The record is from RefSeq and is a predicted model, not a curated record. Gene Ontology annotation, biological process: mRNA splicing, via spliceosome. Bases 1 to 2154 code for a protein of 717 amino acids.